Gasterosteus aculeatus aculeatus (three-spined stickleback) is the source of this 1335-nucleotide messenger RNA. The record is from RefSeq and is a predicted model, not a curated record. NCBI's taxonomy places the organism in Eukaryota, Metazoa, Chordata, Actinopteri, Perciformes, Gasterosteidae.
CGCAUGCGCAGAACGCCACAAACCACGGGUCGUCCUGUUUGUGUGUCGGAGAGAAGGAAAGUAUUAUUUCGGGAGUUGUUCACUUUUAAUUAGUGGAUCUUGCAUUUGCAGCAUUCACCGGAAAGUGUGGUCGUUUUUCGUUGAUACAUUUCUUCGCUUGUGAAACCGAAUCCAUUCCGUCUGCAGGACUUAAAGCAAGACCCCAUUGUGGGAAAACGUCGUGUCGUCAUAAAACGCAUUGAGAUGGAAACGGAGCUGCCACCUCACGCGGGAGACGCGCUCUCGGUGGUCGACAUGCACACGGGCGGCGAGCCUUUGCGGAUCAUCCGCGGCGGCUACCCGGAGGUCAAAGGUGACGGCGUGCUGUCCAAGCGCCGUUAUGUCCGGGAGCACCUGGACCACCUCAGGAAGGUGCUGAUGUACGAGCCGCGGGGACACUACGACAUGUACGGGGCCGACCUGGGGGUGCUGUUCAUGCACAACGAGGGGUACAGCACCAUGUGCGGGCACGCCGUCAUCGCGCUGGGCCGCUACGCUGUGGACUACAAGCUGGUGAAGGAGCCGCGGUCACCGGAGACGCAGGUGAACAUCCACUGUCCCUGCGGCCUGGUGAGGGCCUUCGUGGAGUACUCCCACGGUAGAACGGGAGCGGUGAGGUUUCUCAGCGUGCCGGCGUUUGCAUUCGCAACAGGUGUGACGGUGACGGUGGAAGGGUUCGGCGAAGUGACCGUUGACAUCAGCUACGGAGGAGCCUUCUACGCCUUUGUGGACGCCCAGAGGUUCGGCCUCGACGUGACCGCGUCCAGGUCUCGAGACCUGGUGGACGCCGCCACGGCGGUGACCAGCGCGGUGAAAUCUCAGGUGAAGUUACACCACCCAACCUCUGACGAUCUGGCCUUCCUCUACGGCACCAUCCUCACCGACGGCAAAGACGAUUAUUCAUCUGAGCCCACCGCCAAUAUCUGCGUGUUCGCUGAGGCUCAGGUGGACCGGAGCCCCACCGGUUCUGGUGUUACGGCCCGCGUGGCUCUGCAGUAUCACAAAGGCCUCAUCCAGCUGAACCAGAGAAGGACGUUCCAGAGCGGAGCCACUGGAUCCCGGUUCACAGGGAAAGCUGUUGAGGAGGUCGAGUGCGGAGACUUUAAGGCUGUAGUGGUGGAAGUUGCCGGCAGAGCUUUUUACACCGGAGUCUCGUGCUUCGUGCAGGAGCCGGACGACGAGCUGACGCAUGGUUUUCUACUGAAGUGAGCCUCGAUGGCAGGCUGCCAUCAAACAUGACUCUACAUUAAGUGCUUCGUAGUUGAGCAAACAAUAUUAAAUCUUCUGACACAAAGA